Molecule: messenger RNA, 468 nt
Organism: Rotaria sordida
Lineage: Eukaryota; Metazoa; Rotifera; Eurotatoria; Philodinida; Philodinidae
Source: the annotation of a GenBank genome assembly
AUGGCUCGACCUACAUUUUAUUCAAUUCUGUUUUUGGAUUCUGAUGGAAAUCACAAAUCUUCAGAUGCUACUAAUGGUUUAACAUUUUAUAAAUCGAUCGAUAAUUUAUUAAGUUCAUUGCAGGAAUCGACAGAAAUAAAAUUUCCUGUUUGUAUAUGUUCUUCAAAUAAAUCUAACAUUUUGGGCAAACUUGAAAAACAUUCCAAUGUAGCAUGUAUCUUCAUAUGUGCAGAACACCAUAGAGGACUCCAUACAGAAAAUCAGGUAACAAAUAAUACAAGAGUAAAAGAAAAAAAGUUUUCUGAUGAACCUCUUCGUUGGCAAAUGGAUGCUCAUACCGAAGCUCUUCUUGCUAAUGCUGAUCAUGGUCAAUCGAAUGUGGCUGCUUAUAUAGAAAACAUCAUAAAUAGUCUUAUAGAGCAAUCUAGCCAUAUACCUCAAAUUCCACAACAAGCAGUCCAACGUUAG